Molecule: messenger RNA, 3338 nt
Organism: Chinchilla lanigera (long-tailed chinchilla)
Lineage: Eukaryota; Metazoa; Chordata; Mammalia; Rodentia; Chinchillidae
Exons: 3
Coding region: 2197-2874 (225 amino acids)
Source: RefSeq, a predicted model, not a curated record
GGAGAGAUGGGAGGCAUCAGGCCUGAUGUCCUCUGCGGCAGCCCAGCCUUCUCUGGGGGGCUUGGAUGCUGCCGUGAGGAAGGAAGCCUGGGCACUUUCUGGGGGAGCAGAGGGUGUGUGGCUGCCACUGUGCUCCUCACACCUGGCAAGGCCCGUUCUGGGUUCACCGUCAGCCCCAUCAUCAGGCCUGGCAUGGGAAAUGGCAGCUUGUCAGCCAACCAGGCUCUCCUGCUAGAAGUGGGUUCGAGUUCCUCUGAUCUUUCUCCUCCCCAGUGUGAGGUGGAGCCAGCAAGGUGUGGUGGUGGUGGUGCAGCCACCUGGACCACGGCAGAGCGUGGCCACUCCUGUGCAUCACCAUGUUGCCCGGGCUCAAGGGCCCCAGUCUUGUCAGCCCGCAGCCGCCUGUCCUCCCUGCAAGCUGCUGGCCAGAGCUGGCCUCUUAAAGUGAGACCUUGACUGCUCUCCCGCCUGCCACUCUCCUAUGGCCAGAGUCUGGACUCGUAGGGUGGCUUGGGGAGUAGCACCUCCUCCAUAGAACCCUCCUUGAUCCACCCUGCGUGGACUCCUCUGCCCAGGUCACAGCCCUGCUCUGCACUUGAUUUCUUCGUCUUCUGUCUCUCCAUUCCCUGCCAGGCAGCCUUCCUCUCACCUGGAACCCAGGCUGUGGACAGAGGCUCUAAAGAGACCUUGUUUCCUAGUCUCGAGUCCUGGGCAUGCGAAGUUAGUGAAAGAGAUUAGUGCACGUUUAGGGCUGGAUGUUGUCACAGGGGCCAGGUAGGCAAUGGCAGCCUGGCAGAGACUCCAGCCAGCCGGGAGUCUGGACAGACUGCCGCUCUCCUUGGGAUGCUCCCACUUGCACAACGUGAAAUUCCGGCUGGGCUCAGAGGCCUGGGGCCUGCUCCUGCUUACCGCUCCAACCCUGUGUGUAAAAUGGGCUUCUUGUGAGGGCCUAGUGAGAUACAGGUGUGAAGCCCUGAGCUUACUCACAGCUGUCCCCGAGGUGGGCUGGCUGGCAACUUCCUUUGGGUGAUUCUGCAUAUACUGCCUGCACCUCACCAGCAGGUGGCGACGACCACCAGCCUGCAGUCACCUCACUUCCCAGCGUUCUCUCUGCAGCACCUCAGUAAGCAUCUGUUAAGUAAACUAAUAGAUAACUAAGCCCACUGCCCGACGUGGCAUCUAAGCUUGAGAAGAAGGACUUAUUUUCUUGCCUGUGAGGUGAGGGCACCAGGCUCUGUUCAGUUCUUCUGUUGGAGGACAGUGAGGAGGAGUGGAGAGGUGGCAGGCUCCCGAAGUUCCACGCACAUGGAACAUGCUAUAGUUCUGGAAGGCCUGUCCUAUUUCCCGGGAAAAGACUCAUCCUUCUAAGAACGUGAAGGGUGGGGGUCAAGGGUUGCCCCUGUAGACCCAAGGUGUCUGGGAGCGGGAAGGGAACGCGCCCCUCUGCUCCCCAAAACAAUGGAAAAUGUCCAGGAGGUCAAGUCAUGGUCUGCAGGGCCCUUAGCACCAUUUAGCCUUGAGCUCUCCAGCAGUUACAGCAAAGCAGGGUGGUGACUAGGUUACACGGCUGUCAUCCUCUGGGCGAGCAAAUCAGGUGCCCGCACAGGGGAUUCUCACUGGGGUCUGCUGCGGGGUGGGGACGGCAUCCCAGGCCCACAAGUUAUGUGGACAAAAGAGCCAGCACUGGUGGGACCAGGACAAGAAUCAUCCCCACCUGACAGUACCCUGAGAGGAGGUCACACGGCCAUCAGAGCAGAGGCUGCCCACUCCACCUGCCAGGCCACAGGCGGGGCUGGACGAGGACACAACUGUGGCUGCCAAUCUGCAUUCACUUCUUGUCCACGGUGCUACCCACCCCCAGUCGACACAGAUUUUCAGUCUGGAUGGUCACUUGGCUUUCUGGUCACAUCCCAGGAGCCCUAAAUACAUCCAGAUAAGGAUGAAAUAAGUCCUGUGCCCCAACCCGCCGAGGUGAGCUUUGUCCUCAGUCCACUUCUGAGGGGGGAGCGGGGAUAGGAGCUGCCUUCUGCAUCUACCACAAGGGACUCAGGGCCUGGGUGGGCUGUUGGGCUUCCAAAGGGCCUUUGAGUUCGCUCCAUCCGGCAGCAGUUCUCAGGACCUGGCGAAGCAGGAUUUGCCAAAAGCCAGUGAGGUUGGAAGCCAGCGGGGGCUGGGUGGCCUUGGAAGGAGCUGGACAUGUUGGAGCUAGGGGCAUCCAGGGCCCCAAGCCACCCACCCUGUGAAGAUGCCGUCUCCCUACACAGCUCAGCCUGCCCACAUCCAGCUCGUCACACAUCCUCUGGCUCUACAUUCCAAACGUGUUUGGGACUGAACCACUCUCAGCACCUCCUGCCGCUACCCUGGCCCAAGCCAUCACUGCCUCGCGUCCAGGUGGCUUCCUACCUGGCUUCCUACGCUCAGCCCUGCCCACUCAGCCUCUCCAUAGUAAGCACAGUGGUACCUGCCUUGAAUUCUCCAGGGCCAGCCUCCUGGACCCGAGCACCCUGCCAGUUACUUCCAUCAGGGGCACUUGCCAUUCCAAAUCGGGCCACCAGAGGGCAGCCUGCCUUUCAGACAGAACCGAGGUUUCUGGGCUGGACCCCAGUGGCCUGCCCCUGUGAAGGUCGGAGAAUCCAGGUUCUCCAGAUGUGGGAAAGGCCUGAAGAGAGUAAGCCAGGAUCCCUGGCACCAGGAUCCAGACUCUCUGGGGCCACCAGAAUCAGGGAAGUCCUUGCUGAGGGCUAUCCAGGUCUGUCCUGCUACAGAGGAGUGGGGAGGUUUUCCUCCUGGCCUGAGAGGGGCAGGGGAGGGCCCUGGGCUGUGGGUGCUGACGUGGGUCGAAAAACUCAUAGUGAAACCAGAAAGAUCGCGUAGUGAAAUUCAUUCCGUGCAGCACACCUGCCUUGAGGCAGGGCUGGAGGGACCUGGGAGGCAAUUGAGCCUCCUGCGGUGACAGUGGCUGUGGGUAGGACCUUAUCUGAUGGGCUGGGCCUUUCUCACAGCGGAGAGGAGACGCCUGGCAAGGCCUACAGCGGCCAGUGGGCAGGGGCUCUGCACGCUGUGGGCUCAGAUCCCCACCGGCCUAGCAGGCAGGAAGGCCUUGAGCAUGAGAAAGGCGCGGGCGGGAGGGAGCUGCCCCUGGAGGAGAGCCGGCUCUGCGGGGCUAGCACCAAAGCAGGCCCUUCCCAGGCACCAAGAAUUUUCAAGCCUGGGUAAAAAAAAAUAAUGGGGGAAUUUAGCUGGGCGUGGUGGUAUACGUCCGCAAUCCUAGCAUUCCGGGAGGCUGCGUCAGGAAGAUGGAAAGUUCGAGGCCAGCGUGGGCAAUUUAGUGAGAUCCU